This is a messenger RNA of Anoplopoma fimbria (sablefish), 1270 nucleotides long. RefSeq names its product solute carrier family 25 member 5 (gene slc25a5). Gene Ontology annotation, biological process: mitochondrial ATP transmembrane transport; mitochondrial ADP transmembrane transport. Lineage: Eukaryota; Metazoa; Chordata; Actinopteri; Perciformes; Anoplopomatidae. The record is from RefSeq and is a predicted model, not a curated record. The transcript has 4 exons. Gene Ontology annotation, cellular component: mitochondrial inner membrane. Gene Ontology annotation, molecular function: ATP:ADP antiporter activity. The coding region runs from base 105 to 1001 and encodes 298 amino acids.
ACGGCAUCUCUCGCGCUCAGUCUUCUUAAAUCCGCUCUCUUCCAGGUUGGAGUCGGCCAUUUCAACCAUCAGAGUGACGGGACGGUGUCUGAUAACAUCUGAAAAUGAAUGAGACCGCUAUUUCCUUCGCCAAGGACUUCCUGGCUGGUGGUAUUGCUGCUGCCAUCUCCAAAACAGCUGUAGCCCCCAUCGAGAGAGUCAAGCUUCUCCUCCAAGUCCAACAUGCCAGCAAACAGAUCACCGUGGACAAGCAGUACAAGGGCAUCAUUGACUGCAUCGUCCGUAUCCCCAAAGAGCAGGGCUUCAUCUCCUUCUGGAGGGGGAAUCUGGCCAACGUCAUCCGAUACUUCCCCACUCAGGCCCUCAACUUUGCUUUCAAGGACAAGUACAAGAAGGUUUUCCUUGACGGCGUGGACAGCCGCAAGCAGUUCUGGAGAUACUUUGCAGGUAACCUUGCGUCCGGUGGCGCCGCCGGAGCCACGUCACUGUGUUUCGUCUACCCUCUCGACUUCGCCAGAACACGUCUGGCCGCAGAUGUCGGCAAAGCCGGACAGGGGCGUGAGUUCAAAGGCCUGGCAGACUGCUUGGUGAAGAUCUCAAAGUCUGAUGGCAUCAAGGGUCUGUACCAGGGCUUCAGCGUGUCCGUGCAGGGCAUCAUCAUCUACAGAGCUGCUUACUUUGGCGUCUACGACACAGCCAAGGGCAUGCUCCCAGACCCCAAGAACACACACAUUUUUGUCAGCUGGAUGAUUGCUCAGACUGUGACAGCGUGCGCCGGGUUUGUGUCCUAUCCCUUCGACACCGUCCGUCGUCGUAUGAUGAUGCAGUCUGGACGCAAAGGAGCUGACAUCAUGUACAGUGGCACCAUGGACUGCUGGAAGAAGAUCGCACGCGAUGAGGGCUCCAAGGCCUUCUUCAAGGGGGCGUGGUCUAACGUGCUCAGAGGCAUGGGAGGCGCCUUUGUGCUGGUCUUGUAUGAUGAGCUGAAGAAAGUCAUCUAAGUUGUUUUUUGUAUGUCCACUGUUCAUGUUGUGAAGUUGACUGUAACAUAUCUUGUACAUUUGGAAGGACUUCAAUGCCAAACUAUAUAUUUAUAGGGACCAACUAGUAUUUUCUACUAGUUGUACUGGGGGAAUCGGUCUGCGCUCUUCUCUUGGCCCCGUGCUUUCUCCUUUUUUUUUUGUUUUGUUUUGUUUCUCACCUGAAUGUUAUUUCCUGAACACAGGAACCUUGCCCACAAAAACAGAAAUAAAUGCAACUUACUUACUGA